GCACCGCUCAUCUCAGCGCCACUUCUGUAACAAGGAUGGACCAUGACUUGCAUGGCAGCAGGAGAAGUCACCGCAGCAGACACAACGAGGAGGAGGACGAGUCUGUCUACAUUGGUGUUCCAGUGCCACGGAGCUACAGAAGGAAGCGCAGACAUCGCAGACAUACAUCACGUCAUUCCCACGAUCGGGACAGUCGGGAGAGACACCACAACCGCCCUGAACACCACGACCGAGAGGACCCAUGUGACCCAGAUGAGGGCGAGCAGGAUUCAAACGAGCUCUCUGACAUCAACUCCAUCAUGUCCCCUGCUGCAGAGAGGCUACGUCACAUCCUCAGAGAGGAAGAUGAGCCCACACCCACCCUGUUCACUGAGAUGGACACGCUGCAGCAUGAGGGUGGAGAAAUGGAGUGGAAAGAGUCUGCCAGGUGGGUUAAGUUUGAAGAGAAGGUGGAGGAGGGUGGCGAGAGGUGGAGCAAACCGCAUGUGUCCACGCUGUCUCUGCACAGUCUGUUUGAGCUGCGCACCUGCCUGCAGACGGGCUGCAUCAUGCUGGACCUGGAGGGGUAUUCACUGCCACAGAUAGUGGAUGACAUCAUUGAAAAGCAGGUGCAGGAGGGUCUUAUAGCUCCAGAGAUCCGUGAGAAGAUCAGUUUUGUCCUCUUGAGGAAGCACCGACACCAGACCAAGAAGCCGAUCCACCGCUCACUAGCGGAUAUCGGAAAACCCAGCCCCUCCAUCCGCAGUCCGAGCCCGAGUCCUCGCUCUGGGUCGGGUUUCCACCGUUCCACUGAGGACCUGCGAGCUCGUCAGAGCGCCGGCCUCAGCAAACUGCAUCCUUCUCAGUGCCGCAGUAUGAAUGAUAUUUCCGUCACACCCAGCACCGACCAGCUGAAGAAUAAGUUCAUGAAGAAGAUCCCCAGAGAUGCCGAGGCGUCUAAUGUGUUGAUUGGAGAGGUGGAUUUUUUAGACAAGCCGUUCGUGGCCUUCGUUCGUCUGGCUCAAGCAGCAACACUAGGGGGCCUUACUGAAGUCCCUGUGCCAACAAGGUUUCUCUUUGUGCUGCUCGGUCCCAAUGGCAAAGCCAAAUCCUACAAUGAGAUCGGUCGGGCCAUGGCUACGCUCAUGGUUGAUGACCUGUUCAGUGACGUGGCCUAUAAAGCCAGAGAUCGUGAGGACUUGAUUGCUGGGAUAGAUGAGUUUUUGGAUGAGGUGAUCGUUCUUCCUCCUGGAGAAUGGGACCCCAAGAUCCGCAUCGAACCCCCGAAGAAACUGCCUUCAGCAGAGAUGAGGAAGUCUGUUUUCUCUCUGAAUGAGCUGGGGCAGCCGAAUGGGAAUGCAGGAGGAGGAGCGGCGUCUGCAGAAGACGAGGAGAUGCCGGCUCCACAUGAACUUGGAGAGGAGCUGAAAUUCACUGGCCGAUUUUGUGGCGGACUGUGGCUGGACAUCAAGCGUAAAGUGCCCUGGGUUUUCAGUGACUUCUAUGAGGGCUUCCACAUCCAGUCCGUCUCUGCGGUGCUCUUCAUUUACCUGGGCUGCAUCACCAAUGCAAUCACCUUUGGAGGACUGCUGGGGGACGCAACCGACAACUACCAAGGUGUGAUGGAAAGCUUUUUGGGCACGGCUUUGGCCGGCAUGGUCUUCUGCCUCUUCGGCGGUCAACCCCUCAUCAUCCUCAGCUCUACAGGACCGAUACUGAUCUUUGAAAAGCUGCUGUAUGAGUUCAGCAUAAACAAUAACAUAGACUACAUGGAGAUCCGGCUCUGGGUCGGCCUGCACUCCUGCCUCCAGUGUCUGAUCCUGGUGGCCACCGACGCCAGCUACAUCAUCAAGUACAUGACACGCUUCACCGAGGAGGGCUUCUCCAGCCUCAUCUCCUUCAUCUUCAUUUCCGACGCCCUUAAGAAAAUGAUGAGUGUCUUCAAUUAUUACCCCAUCAAUCGAGACUUCAAGCCAGAUUACAUCACCAGCUACAGGUGUGACUGCCAGCCUCCUGAUCAAGUGUCUCCAUUGGUUCUCAACACUUCCUCUCCAUUAGGCCUGGAAAACUUCUCUGAUUACUCUAUGUUCAACUUCUCCGCUCUGGACUGGAAUCAGCUGAGUAAGAAAGAGUGCUUGUGGUUCGGUGGUUCCCUGGUGGGAAAAUCCUGCAAAUACAUCCCUGAUCUGGCCAUGCUGUCUUUCAUUUUGUUCUUCGGCACUUAUUCCAUGACCAUCUCGCUCAAAAAGUUCAAGGCCAGCCGUUACUUCCCCACAAAGUGUCGCACCUUCAUAGCAGAUUUCGCCAUAAUUGUAUCCAUCCUGGUCUUCUGUGCUCUGGAUUAUGUGAUGUCCUUGGACACUCCCAAACUGCAUGUACCCACCCAGAUAAAGCCGACGCGGCCGGAUCGCGGCUGGAUCGUCAUGCCCUUUGGGAAGAACCCGUGGUGGAUGUGCUUGGCCAGUUUUGUUCCUGCUCUUCUGGUCACCAUCCUCAUCUUCAUGGACCAGCAGAUCACGGCUGUCAUCGUCAACCGAAAAGAAAACAAACUGAAGAAAGGUUGUGGAUAUCAUCUGGACCUGUUCUGGGUGGGCAUCCUCAUGGCCGUCUGCUCCUUCAUGGGUUUGCCGUGGUACGUAGCAGCCACAGUCAUUUCCAUCGCCCACAUCGACUCUCUGAAGAUGGAGAGUGAGUCCAGCGCUCCUGGCGAGCAGCCACAGUUUCUCGGUGUGCGAGAACAGAGACUCACAGGCGUUUUGGUGUUUGUCCUCACCGGAGUCUCUGUCUUCCUUGCACCAGUACUGCAGUACAUCCCUAUGCCUGUGCUGUAUGGUGUUUUCCUGUACAUGGGCGUUGCUUCUCUCCAUGGUAUUCAGUUUUGGGAGAGGAUGAAGCUGUUCCUCAUGCCAGCCAAGCACCAGCCAGAUUUUGUGUUCCUGCGGCACGUACCCCUGCGGCGUGUGCACCUCUUCACUCUGGUGCAGAUCACCUGUUUGGCCGUCCUCUGGAUCCUCAAGUCCACUGUGGCCGCCAUCAUUUUCCCUGUCAUGAUUCUGGGCCUGAUGGUCGUGAGGAAGAUGCUGGACCUGAUCUUCUCGCAGCAUGAUCUGGCCUGGCUGGACGACAUCCUGCCCGACAAGGACAAGAAGAGGAAGGAGGAUGAGAAGAAAAAGAAAGAGAAGAAGAAAGCCAGGAAGUCGGAGGAACACAACAACAGUGAUGAAGAGUCAAAGUGUCCCAAAGACUCCCUCCAGUCAGUGGAGAUUCCUCUGAAGCCAAUGAAUCCGUCAUGUUGUCCAAACCCUCCCAAUUCUGACCCCUCGGCCUAACUGAGCAUCACCCUUAUUCUUAUACCCCUGGCGACUCAGACCUGACAUCCUUUACCUGAAGCAUCCUGAAGCUGAUUGAACACACAAACCAUGAUGAGAUACAAGCACAGCUUCACUGGCGCUCUCCCAAACACACCAGGCUCACAGAUGUAUGAUAUUUUUACGUACUUGACCAACGCAGCGAGUGACGCACGUUUCCAAACCCACAUCGACCAUAUUGCGCGUGAGUCAUUCAGACCUUGGACUGGACUCAACAUCCUUCAGAUAGAUCUAGCUGAGCUGUGCCAGUGUGAAGCGUGUUAAGAUCAACACAUGAAAUUCACCAGAUUCAACUCUAUUCAGAGAAACCCUGAGAAGACUAAAAUAAGACGCGGAAGAGGUUUAACCCAAGUUUGUGAUUUUAUUAUCAUAUUGUAUAAAUAUAUUUGAACUGUAUGAUAUUAAAUACAGAUUUAAUAGAACCUAGUGGAACAAAAGCGCAAAUAAAUUCAAUUAUAGUUAGAAAAACAGUGUGUCUAGUAAAUUCAGUUGGAUUAAAUUUGUUGUAUUACAAUUAAAACAUAUAUUCCAAACAUAGAUUCUGAGUUCAUAUUGUAGCAUUUUAUAUAUUUAGAAAAAAUCAGAAAUGUGUAUGAGUAAUGUUGAAAUGUUUCCAGACUGUCAUAAAUGAGUAUGAGAACAGCAAACAGGUUUAUUUUAUUCAGAUUCUGUCUUUUCAACUUUGUUUUGGUCAAAUAAAGAAUGAAAGAGGCAUGAA
Messenger RNA from Carassius gibelio (silver crucian carp), 4065 nucleotides. RefSeq names its product solute carrier family 4 member 5b (gene slc4a5b). Gene Ontology annotation, molecular function: sodium:bicarbonate symporter activity; monoatomic anion transmembrane transporter activity; solute:inorganic anion antiporter activity. The record is from RefSeq and is a predicted model, not a curated record. NCBI's taxonomy places the organism in Eukaryota, Metazoa, Chordata, Actinopteri, Cypriniformes, Cyprinidae. The transcript is spliced from 26 exons. Gene Ontology annotation, biological process: regulation of intracellular pH; bicarbonate transport; monoatomic anion transport. Gene Ontology annotation, cellular component: plasma membrane. The coding region runs from base 36 to 3308 and encodes 1090 amino acids.